Echinops telfairi (small Madagascar hedgehog) is the source of this 8765-nucleotide messenger RNA. It is a transcript of the gene IGF2R, whose product is annotated as insulin like growth factor 2 receptor. The record is from RefSeq and is a predicted model, not a curated record. The transcript has 48 exons. The annotation marks the transcript as partial. Gene Ontology annotation, cellular component: trans-Golgi network; plasma membrane; late endosome. Gene Ontology annotation, biological process: lysosomal transport. NCBI's taxonomy places the organism in Eukaryota, Metazoa, Chordata, Mammalia, Afrosoricida, Tenrecidae. Gene Ontology annotation, molecular function: signaling receptor activity; D-mannose binding; insulin-like growth factor binding.
GGCUUCUCGGAGCUGUGCAGCUAUACAUGGGAAGCUGUUGAUAUCGAAAGUAACAUACUUUAUAAAAUAAAUGUCUGCGGAAAUGUGCCUGUUUCCCAGUGUGGGCAAUCAAGUGCUAUUUGUAUGUAUAACUGGAAGAAAAAGACCUAUCUUUCAGUGGGUGACUCUCUUUUGAAAAGUGGAACCAGAUCUCUUCUGGAAUUCAACACCACAGUGAGCUGUGGGCAACCGGGCACAAAUCACAAAGUCCAGAGUAGUAUCACCUUCCUGUGCGGGAAAACCCUGGGGACUCCGGAGUUUGUUACUGCAACAGCAUGUGUGCAUUACUUCGAGUGGAGGACUUCAGCAGCCUGCAGGAAAGACACCUUUAAAGCCAUUAAAGAGGUGCCCUGCUAUGUGUUUGAUAAGGAGUUCAAGAAGCAUGAUCUAAACCCGCUGAUGAAGAGCAGCGGGGCCUACCUGGUGGACGACUCGGACCCCGACACCUCUCUCUACAUCAAUGUGUGCAGAGACAUAGAUUCCCUGCGUGACCCCAACCUGCAGUUGCGUGCCUGUCCCCGAGGGACUGCCGCCUGCCUGGUGAAAGGGGACCAGGUGUUCGACGUGGGCCAGCCGAAGGAGGGCCUGAAGCUCCUGGGCAAGGACAGGCUGGUCCUGAGUUACGUGAAGGAAGGGGCAGCCAAGCCGAGCUUCUGUGAUGGUCACAGCCCUGCAGUCACUGUCACUUUUGUGUGCCCCUCAGAACGGAGAGAGGGCACCAUCCCUAAGCUCACUGCCAAGUCCAACUGCCGCUACGAGGUGGAGUGGAUCACCGAGUACGCCUGCCACAGGGAUUACUUGGAGAGCAGAACCUGUGCCCUGAACAGCGACCAGCAUGACAUCGCCAUUGACCUUACCCCGUUGGCACAGAACAGAUCGUCCUCCUCGCCCUACACCUCCGAAGGAAAGGAGUACACUUUCUACUUGGAUGUCUGUAGCGACACGGAGCCGCACAUCUGCAACAAGAAAGGGGCUGCCGUGUGCCAGCUGAAGAAGGGGGAGCCCCCACAAACUAAAGUGGCAGGAAAAUACCAGAACCAGAUCCUCCGGUACUCAGACGCAGACCUCACCUUAAUCUAUUUUGGAGGGGACGAAUGCAGCUCAGGCUUUCAGCGAAUGAGCAUCAUAAACUUUGAAUGCAAUAAAACCGCAGCAAACAAUGGGAGAGGCAGCCCGGUGUUCACGGGGGAGAUAGACUGCACAUACUUCUUCACCUGGGAGACCAAGUACGCCUGCGUCAAGGAGAAGGAGGACCUGCUGUGUGGCUUCAGUGACGAGAAGAAGCGCUAUGACCUGUCCCCUCUGGCGAGACACUCGGUGCGGGAACAGAACUGGGAAGCUGUGGACGGCAGCCGGGCAGACAUGGAGAAGAAACAUUUCUUCAUGAACGUCUGCCACCGCGUGCUGCAGGAGGGCCGGGCAAGAAACUGCCCCAAAGACGCUGCUGUUUGCUCUGUAGAUAAGAAUGGAAGAAGUAAAAACUUGGGGAAAUUUCUAAGUUCACCCACAAAAGAGAAAGGAAACAUUGUACUCUCUUACUCAGAGGGCGACGACUGUUACCACGGGAAGAAAAUAAUAACGAACAUCACACUUGUGUGCAAGCCAGGUGACUUCGAAAGCGCCCCAGUGCUGAUUGGUUUUGGGGAUAGCGGUUGCUUCUACGAGUUUGAGUGGCGGACUGCCGCGGCCUGUGUGCUGGCCAAGACAGAGGGCGAGAACUGCACGGUGGUCGACUCGCAGGCCGGGUUUUCUUUUGACUUGUCGCCUCUCAUGCGGAAAAAUGAUGCCUAUACCGUGGAAACCGAGAAGUACAAGUUUUACUUAAAUGUGUGUGGUCCGGUGACCAUGGACUCCUGUGAUCUAAACUCGGGGGCAUGUCAGGUCUCAAAAAGUGACAAGAAGUCCUGGAACCUGGGCCUGAGCAACGCCAAGCUCUCGUAUUAUGAUGGCAUGAUCCAGCUCAGCUACAAAGAUGGCACACCCUACAAUAACGAGAAGCACACGCCCAGAGCGACCCUGAUCACUUUUCUCUGUGACAGAGACGCUGGAAUAGGCAUCCCUGAGUACCAGGAGGAGGACGACGCCACCUAUAACUUCCGGUGGUACACCAGCUACGCCUGCCCUGAGGAGCCCCUGGAGUGUGCCGUGACAGACCCCUUCACCAUGGAGCAGUACGACCUCUCCAGCCUGGCAAAGCCCGAAGGCAGCCCCAGCGGCAACUGGUUCGCCAUGGACAACACUGGGGACCGGUCCACCUGGAGGAAGUACUACAUCAACGUCUGUCGGCCCCUGAACCCGGUGCCAGGCUGCGACCACUUUGCCUCCUCCUGUGAGAUGAAGUACAAGCGUCAGCAAGGGGUGUCUUCUGAGGUCAUCUCCAACAGCAACCUGGGCCUGGCCCUGUCGAGCCCCAUGAUCGAGGACAGGGGUAGCCUUCUCCUGGAGUACGUGAAUGGCUCGGCGUGCAGGACCAGCGACGGCCAGGAGACCACCUACACCACUCGGAUCCACCUCAUCUGCUCGCCCGGCAGCCUGAAUACCCAUCCCAUCUUUUCUCUCAAUUGGGAGUGUGUGGUCACUUUCCUGUGGAACACAGAGGCUGCCUGCCCUGUCCAGAUAGCCACAGACACAGACCAGGCUUGCUCCAUAAAGGACCCUAACAGUGGCUUUGCAUUCAACCUCAACCCUCUCAACAGUUCUCAGGGCUACAUGGUCACUGCUAUCGGCAAGACCUUCAUGCUGAACGUGUGUGGGGCCAUGCCCAUCUGUGGGACCGUUGACGGGAAGCCAGCAUCUGGCUGUGAGGCAGAGACCCAGACAGAUGACCCGAAGAACCUGAAGCCGAAAAGGCUUGUGGGAGGUGAGAAGAGCCUCCAGUUGUCCACCGAAGGCUUCAUCACGCUGACCUACAAGGGACUGCUCCCCCCCACCGGAGGCACCACAGACGCCUUUGUCAUCCGCUUUGUGUGUAACGACGACAUCUACCCCGGAGCCCCCAGGUUCCUGCACCAGGACAUCAACGCGGGGCUCGGGAUCCACGACACCUACUUCGAGUUCGAGACCGCCCUGGCCUGUGUGCCUUCCCCAGUGGAUUGCCAAGUCACUGACCUUGCUGGAAACGAGUACGACCUGAGUGGCCUGAGCAAAGUCAAGAAGCCCUGGACUGCUGUGGACACCUCCGAGGAUGGGAAAAGGAGGAGCUUCUACCUGAGCGUCUGCAAUCCCCUGCCUUUCAUUCCCGGCUGCCAGGGAAGCUCAAUGGGUGCUUGCUUAAUAUCGGAUGACAACAGCUGGAACCUGGGGGUGGUGCAGAUGAGCCCUCAGGCCAUGGCCAACGGGACCCUGAGCAUCGUGUACGUCAACGGAGACAAGUGUGGGAACCAGCGCUAUUCCACGAGGAUCAUCUUCGAGUGUGCCCAGACCUCGGGGUCCCCCGUAUUCCAGCUUCUGGACGACUGUGAGUACGUGUUUCUCUGGAGAACAGUGGAGGCCUGCCCUGUGGUCCGAGCAGAAGGGGACAACUGCCAGGUGAGAGACCCCAGGCACGGCAACCUGUAUGACCUGUCCCCGCUGGGCGUGAACGACACGGCUGUGCAAGCGGGCGACUACACCUACCACUUGCGCAUCUGUGGGAAGCUCUCCUCGGGCGUCUGCCCCACUCGAGACAGGACCAAGGCGGUCUCCUCGUGCCAGGAGAAGCCAGGACCACAGGGCUUCCAAAAGGUGGCAGGUCUUGUCUCCCAGAAGGUGAGCUAUGAAAACGGCAUGUUAAAGAUUAACUACACCGGAGGCGAGUCUUGCCACAAGGUGUACCAGCGGUCCACCACCAUCUACUUCUCCUGUGACCGCACCACCCAGAAGCCGGUGUUCCUGAAGGAGACGUCGGACUGUUCCUAUCUGUUCGAGUGGCGCACAGAGUACGCCUGCCCCCCCUACGAGAUGGCCGAGUGCUCCUUCAAGGAUGACCAAGGGAAUGUCUUCGACCUCUCGUCCCUGUCGAAGUACAGUGACAACUGGGAGGCAGUCACGAGGACAGGCUCCCCAGAACACUACCUCAUCAACAUCUGCAAGUCCCUGGCCCCGCAGGCUGGCAUUGAGCCGUGCCCCCUGGAAGCAGCCGCCUGCAUGCUGAAUGCCUCCAAGACGGUGAACCUUGGCCGCGUGAGGGACGGCCCUCGUUGGCAGGACGACUCAGUUGUCCUCACAUACGUGGAUGGGGACAUGUGUCCGGACCAGAUUCGGAAAAAGUCAACCACCAUUCGUUUAACCUGCAACAAAAACCAGCUGUCCUCCAGGCCCGUGUUCAUCAGCGCGGUGGAGGACUGCGAGUACACCUUUGCCUGGCCCACCCCUGCCGCGUGCCCUGUGAUGAACACCGUGCACGACAACUGCCAGGUCACCAACCCGGCCACAGGCCACCUGUUCGACCUGACCUCUCUAAACAGCAGAGUUGGUUACACGGCGGCCUACAGCGAGAAGGGGCUUGUCUACCUCAGUGUCUGCGGCGAGAACGAGAACUGUGCUCCUGGCGUGGCUGCCUGCUUCGGACAGACCAGGAUCAGUGUGGGCCGGGCCGGCCGCAGGCUCACCUACGCGGACCAGGUGCUGCAGCUGGUCUACGAGGACGGCUCCUCCUGCCCGUCCAAGCUGGGCCUGCGUUACAAGAGCGUCAUCAGCUUCGUGUGCCGCCCCGAGGUGGGGCCCACCAACCAGCCCAUGCUCAUCUCGCUCGACAAGCAGACCUGUACCCUCUUCUUCUCCUGGCACACGCCGCUGGCCUGCGAGCAGGUGAUGGAAUGCUCCGUGAAGAACGGCAGCUCCGUCAUCGACUUGGCCCCCCUGAUCCACCGCACGGGUGCUUACGAGGCCUAUGAUGAGAGCGAGGAUGACGAGGAGUCGGACACCAACCCCGACUUCUACAUCAACAUCUGCCAGCCACUGAACCCCAUCCACGGGGUGGCGUGCCCUGCCGGCGCAGCCGUCUGCAAAGUCCCUGUGGAAGGGGCGCCCAUAGACAUUGGCCGCAUCACGGGCCCGCCAAUCUUCAACCCCUCUGCGAACGAAGUGUACAUGAACUUCGAGAGCAGCACACCUUGCUUAGCAGACAGACACUUCAACUACACCUCCCUCAUUGCCUUUCACUGUAAGAGAGGCGUGAGCAUGGGCACCCCCAAGCUGCUGAGGACCAGCGAGUGUGACUUUGUGUUUGAGUGGGAGACGCCGCUCGUGUGCCCCGACGAGGUGCAGGUGGAGGGCUGCUCGCUGACAGACGAGCAGCUCUACUACAGCUUUAACCUGUCCAGCCUGUCCACCAGCACCUUCAAGGUAACACACAAGUCCCACGUGUACAGCGUGGGUGUGUGCACCGCAGCCGCGGGCCUGGACCAGGGCGGCUGCAAGGACGGGGGUGUCUGCCUGCUCUCCGCCAGCAAGGGCGCCUCCUUCGGGCGGCUGGCCUCCAUGCGGCUGGACUAUCGGCACCAGGACGAGGCCGUCAUCCUGAGCUACGUGAAUGGGGACACCUGCCCUCCAGAAACGGAAGAUGGCAAGCCGUGUAUCUUCCCCUUCAUCUUCAACGGGAAGAGCUACGAGGAGUGUGCCGUGGAGGUGAGGCCGAGGCCCUGGUGUGCCACCACCGACAACUAUGACCGGGACCACGAGUGGGGGUUCUGCAGGCACUCUAACAGCCACCGGACAUCGGAGAUCGUGUUCAAGUGCGAUGAAGAAGCCGACAUCGGGUGGCCCCAGGUCUCCAGCGAGGUGCGCGGGUGCGAGGUCACCUUCGAGUGGAAAACCAAAGUGGUCUGCCCUCCGAGAAAGAUGGAGUGCAAGUUUGUCCACAGCCACAAAACCUACGACCUGCGGCUGCUCUCCUCUCUCACAUCGUCCUGGCAGUUCGUGCACGAAGGCACCACGUACUACAUCAACCUGUGCCAGCACUUGAACAAAGGCCCCCCGGCCUGCUCCGACAGAGCCAGCGUCUGCAGGAAGACCGCCUCCGGGCAGGUCGAGACCCUGGGGCUGGUGCACACACAGAAGCUGGAUGUUGUGGAUGACAAGGUGAUCGUGACCUACUCAAAGGGUCACCAGUGUGGUGAAAACCGGACGGCGUCCGCUGUGAUCCAGAUGACGUGCUCCAAGACGGCCGGGAAGCCCGAGCUCAACAGGUUCGAUAUCGACAGCUGCACCCACUACUUCCGCUGGGACACGCGGGCCGCUUGCGCAGUGAAGCCCCAGGAGGUAGAGAUGGUGAACGGGACCUUCACCAAUCCCAACAAUGGCCAAAGCUUCAGCCUGGGGAACAUCUAUUUCAAACGCUUCAGCGCCUCUGGGGACAUAAGGCCCAGUGGGGACAAGUACCUGUACGAGAUCCAGCUCUCGACCCUCACCAACCCCACCAUCCCCUCCUGUUCCGGGGCCAUCAUAUGCCAGCUGAAGCCCAACGACCAGCAGUUCAGCAGGAAAGUGGGGAUCUCGGACAAAGCCAAGUACUAUAUUCAAGAUGGCGACCUGGAUGUCGUGUUUACCUCGCCCUCCACGUGCGGCAAAGACAAGGCCAAGUCUGUGUCCUCCACCAUCUUCUUCCACUGCGACCCCUCCGUGGAGGACGGGGUGCCCGAGUUCAGCCACGAGACCGCCGACUGCCAGUACCUCUUCUCCUGGUACACCUCAGCCGUGUGUCCACUCGGGAUGAACCUCGAUGACGAGAGCGCUGAUGAGAACAAGCAGCAGGGCCUCUCGGGGCGGAGCAAGGCUCUGGGCAUCGUGCUGAGCCUGCUGCUGGUGGCCCUGGUCGGCUGUCUGCUGGGCCUGCUAUUGUACAAGAAGGAGCAGAGGGCAGCGAUGAUGACGAAGCUCACCAACUGUUGCCGAAGAAGUUCCAACGUGUCUUACAAAUACUCGAAGGUCAAUAAGGAGGAGGAAGCUGAAGAAAAUGAGACUGAAUGGCUCAUGGAGGAGAUCCAGAUCCCGGUCCCCAGACCCGAGAAGGAUGAGCAGGAGAACGGGCACCUCACCCCCACAGCGGUGACCGCGGUGACGGCGGAUGCCCUCUCCUCCCUGCGCACGGACGACCAGGACAGCGAGGACGAGGUGCUGACCAUCCCAGAGGUGAAGGUGCACUCCACCCACGGGCCCAUGGCCGAGAGCUCCCUUCAGACCAGGAGCCCCCCAAAGAAGGCAGUCCAGGCCCCGGCCGGCAACUCGAUGGGCCCCCUUCCUGUGGAGAUGUCCAGGAAGAUGCACGCCCGGCCCGGAAACCCAGUCCGCCACGUGGCCUUCCACGACGACAGCGACGAGGACCUCCUCCGUGUCUGAAGCCCCGGUGCCUCCGAGAGAAAACGCCGCCUCGCUCGGCGCCUUGGCACAGUACCUCCAACCAAAUAAGACUUUUCCGCCACGAAGCUUUUUUCUCAGUUUUGCCUUUAACAAAAACGAUUUCAAAAGGGAAGAGUUUUUGUGAUGGGGGAGAGGGUCCUGAGGCCCGGCUCACAGCGGGUGCUCACGGUCAUUGGAACGCAGCUUUGCUCAGAUUGUCUACAGGGGGACCUCAGCCCGGGGCACCUGCCCCAGGCCGCUGCCCACGGGCGCGGCCGCGCUGGCCUCUGGGGCCAGUGGCUGCAUCUCAAAAACAGGGCUGUUUGAACAGGAGGCCCUUGCUGCUCUAGUCCUUAACGGGCUCUGACCAUUCUAGUUAGCAUCUUACAUCUCUCCCCCUAUUUAUUGAUUCUGACAAUUACUCAGGUUUGCGAUCAAGGAACACCCAUCCACCAGGCAGGAGCAGUGUCUCUUCUCCUUCGUGCCAGUGGGUCACCCACUGGCUCCUUCACUAGAUGGGGGUGCUUAGUGCCCUGGAAAGCCGAACACGGGGUCUGGGAUCUGGUCAACGGUUUAGUCCCUACGUUAGAAUACUCUAUACUCUCGUCUCUUUUUCUUCCCGCUUUCUGUUCCGAAGGGGGAGCCCCCGAGUGCACACGCGUGCACACACGUGCCCAAAGACCCGAGUGCCUGGCCUUUGGCAGCUCACCUUUCCUCUGCCUCUGCCGUCACCGGCGGCCGCUUUUUUGCAUGAUUGCCUCAGUGCUCGGCGGACAGAGCCCACGAGUCAGUGUUUUGUCCACCACCCACCCAGCGGCGGGUCUGUGCGUGGGCACAGAGUUGCUGUCAGACCGACACGCUAGCUUCUUCCAGAUUGGGGGUUCAGGUUCCCAUGGUACCAUCAUGACUGUGCUAGAUUUUAUUUUUUAAGACAAAGAAAGUGUUGAUCAACCAUCAGACCUAUCCAAGCCUUAAUUUGCACAGUGUGAUUUAGGGAGAUGGCAUGGGAGAGGGUGGACCUCACCUCACCCCCACGUGGCCCUGGCUCUAUAUUUGCUGGGAGGCCACGGUGGGACCCAGAGUGUGGCUAGGAUCGGUGGGAAGCUUCGGCGACCUCCCCCCUGGCGGCUGCUGGUUCCUUUAUUCAUGUUUAACCGGGGGAUUUUUAUGGGAAGGGAGUUCGCAUUAUAGAACUGUAUAUAAACUCAUAGUAUUCAUAUAUCUAGAGGCAAACCGCCUUCCAGAAUACCCUGGUUUGCACCCAGGGCUAUGGCUGGCUUUUUUUUUUUUUUUUAAAUUUAAACAUGAGUGUAUUUUUAAAAAGUUAUUUCUUUCUUCACUUUUUUUCCCAAUCAGUUUUACUGUAAUGAAAGUAUUCAACAAUUUCAAUAAAAAAAAUUAAUAAAUUA